Myotis brandtii (Brandt's bat) is the source of this 1770-nucleotide messenger RNA. RefSeq names its product synaptotagmin XI (gene SYT11). The record is from RefSeq and is a predicted model, not a curated record. Gene Ontology annotation, molecular function: calcium ion binding; clathrin binding; calcium-dependent phospholipid binding. Lineage: Eukaryota; Metazoa; Chordata; Mammalia; Chiroptera; Vespertilionidae. Bases 228 to 1523 code for a protein of 431 amino acids. Gene Ontology annotation, biological process: regulation of calcium ion-dependent exocytosis; calcium-ion regulated exocytosis; vesicle fusion. The transcript is spliced from 4 exons. Gene Ontology annotation, cellular component: synapse; membrane; axon.
ACCAGUCUGGCUGCACCUGCAUCCUUAGCUCAGAGCAUCCCUGGAGCAUCUUAAGAGGCGACCGCAGCUGGCAACCAGGGACCAGACCGUCACAGGGGGCACCCGCCAGAUACCUCCCCCCUCCCCUGACCUAGCGCUGUACAGCGGCGGCCUCGGUUCUGAUCCAGGGUUCUCAGAGUUGUCUGACCAUUGCAACAGCCUUUACAGCAAGAGCCUCUGAUUACGACAUGGCCGAAAUCACCGAUAUCCGACCUAGCUUUGAUAUGUCACCGGUGGUGGCAGGCCUUAUCGGGGCCUCUGUACUGGUGGUGUGUGUCUCGGUGACCGUCUUUGUCUGGACAUGCUGCCACCAGCAGACAGAGAAGAAGCACAAGAACCCACCAUACAAGUUUAUUCAUAUGCUCAAAGGCAUCAGCAUAUACCCAGAGACCCUCAGCAACAAAAAUAAAAUUAUCAAAGUGCGAAGAGACAAAGAUGGCCCUGGGAGGGAAGGUGGACACGGGAACCUGUCGGUGGGUGCAGCAGAGGCUGGCCUGCUGGGCCGAGACAAGGGUCCCAGGCCCCCCAGUUCUGGAUCUUGUCUUGGCCAAUUACCCAUCAAAGUGGACUAUGGGGAAGAACUGAGGAGCCCCAUUGCAAGCCUAACCCCCGGGGAGAGCAAAACGAGUUCUCCAUCAUCUCCAGAGGAGGACGUCAUGCUGGGGUCCCUCACCUUCUCGGUGGACUAUAACUUCCCCAAAAAAGCCCUGGUGGUGACAAUCCAGGAGGCCCAUGGGCUGCCCGUGAUGGAUGACCAGACCCAGGGCUCUGACCCCUACAUCAAAAUGACCAUCCUUCCUGACAAGAGGCACCGGGUGAAGACCAGAGUGCUGCGGAAGACCCUGGACCCUGUGUUUGACGAGACCUUCACCUUCUACGGCAUCCCCUACAGCCAGCUCCAGGACCUGGUGCUGCACUUCCUAGUUCUCAGCUUUGACCGCUUCUCUCGGGACGACGUCAUUGGGGAGGUCAUGGUGCCACUGGCUGGGGUGGACCCCAGCACAGGCAAGGUACAGCUGACUAGGGACAUCAUCAAAAGGAACAUCCAGAAGUGCAUUAGCAGAGGGGAACUCCAGGUGUCUCUGUCGUAUCAGCCUGUGGCACAGAGAAUGACGGUGGUGGUCCUCAAAGCCAGACACUUGCCGAAGAUGGAUAUCACCGGGCUCUCAGGUAAUCCUUAUGUCAAGGUGAACGUCUACUAUGGCAGAAAGCGCAUUGCCAAGAAGAAAACCCACGUGAAGAAGUGCACUUUGAACCCAGUCUUCAAUGAGUCUUUCAUCUAUGACAUCCCCACUGACCUCCUGCCCGACAUCAGCAUUGAGUUCCUCGUCAUCGACUUUGAUCGCACCACCAAGAACGAGGUGGUGGGGAGGCUGAUCCUGGGGGCGCACAGUGUCACAGCCAGUGGUGCCGAGCACUGGCGAGAGGUCUGCGAGAGCCCCCGCAAGCCUGUGGCCAAGUGGCACAGUCUGAGCGAGUACUAAUCCUAUGCUCCUCGCCUCCAACCCCAGGGCCAGGCUGGGCAGGGACAUGGUGGGGAAAGAGGUGGCAGAGAGAAGCGGACUCAAAACCUCACUUUAGUUGUAGAAGAAAAUUUCUUACAAAAUAAACCCUACAAAGAACACCCCACAUGACCACAGCUGCAGAUCAGUUCGUAGAGAUGAUGAUUUCUCUCCUUUGCAAGGCACUAGCAAUUCUUUUUUUUUUUUUUAAUGGGGAAAAAGAGAGAGG